Populus nigra (black poplar) is the source of this 1468-nucleotide messenger RNA. RefSeq names its product small ribosomal subunit protein mS79 (rPPR3b)-like. Lineage: Eukaryota; Viridiplantae; Streptophyta; Magnoliopsida; Malpighiales; Salicaceae. Gene Ontology annotation, molecular function: protein binding. The transcript has a single exon. Bases 58 to 1203 code for a protein of 381 amino acids. The record is from RefSeq and is a predicted model, not a curated record.
AAAACCCUCCAUAAACCUCUACAGCGAACUCUCCAACACCACACCCACAAAAUAGAGAUGUCGUCUCUUUGCCGGCUUCUCCGCCGUACAUUAUCGACCGCCACCUCUGCCACCGCCACCGACAGCACCAAAGCCAAAUCUUUCUGUAAAGAAAUAUAUAAAGAACGCAAUCUUGAGCAACUCGUCGAGAAAUUCAAAAUUGCAUCUGUAGACGAGGAUUUCCGCACAAAACCUUCCGUUUACAAAGAAGCCGUUCGCCGCCUCGCAGCCGCCAGGAAAUUUAACUACGUAGAAGAAAUUUUAGAGGACCAGAAGCAAUAUAAGGAUAUAUAUAAAGAGGGUUUUAAUGCUCAUUUGAUUUCUCUGUAUGGUUCAGCGGGCAUGUUCGAUAAUGCACGCAAGGUGUUCGACGAAAUGCUUGAAAGAAAAUGCGCUCAGACGGUCGUGUCUUUUAAUGCGUUGUUGGGGGCUUGUGUUAACUCGAAGAAGUUUGAUGAAGCAGAAGGGUUGUUCAAAGGGCUAUCCAAGGAGUUAGAGAUUGAACCAGAUUUGGUUUCGUAUAAUACAGUCCUUAAGGCUUUUUGCGAGAUGGGCUCAAUGGAUUCGGCUGUUACAUUGCUAGAUGAGGUGGAGAAGAAAGGCUUGGAGUCUGAUUUGAUUACUUUUAAUACGCUUUUACAUGGGUUUUAUGCGAAAGGAAGGUUCGUUGACGGGGAGAGGAUUUGGGAGCAAAUGAAGGAAAAGAAUGUUGAACCAGAUGUACGAAGUUAUAAUGCGAAGUUGCUUGGAUUGACAUUGGAGAAGAGAAUGGAAGAUGCGGUUAAGGUUGUUGAAGAAAUGAAGAGUAAGGGGAUUCAACUUGAUACCUUUAGUUACAGCACUUUGAUUAGAGGGUUUGUUAAUGAUGGGGAUUUGAAGAAAGCUAAGCAUUGGUAUCAUGAAAUAGGGAGAAGUGAUUGUAAACGGGAUAAAUUGACUUUGGAGGGCUUGAUUCCUUUUGCCCUUCAGAAGGGUGAUUUUAUGUUUGCUUAUGGUAUUUGCAAGGAUGUUCUCUGUAGCAAGUUGCUUGUUCAAAAUGCUUUGAUACAAAGCGUGGUGGAUGCAUUGGCUAAGGAGUCAAGGAUUGAAGCAGCAAAGGAGCUUGUGAAUCUUGGGGAUGCACAUCAUACCUAUUCUUAUAAGUUGAAUUUGCCUUCUAUUUAGCUAUGUAUUGUCCUUUAUGGUUUUGACUUUUUAUCUGGUAAAGCUGCAAAUGUUUAGAAAAUAAGUAGUUUACUAAGCAUUUGGAGUUAAAUAAUUCUAAACAUUUUAGCUUGGAGAUGCUUUUCAAUAAGUAGUACUCCAGAAUUUUCUGUUUGUUUGGUUUUGUAUUUUAUGGUCGUGGUAGUCAAUCUAUCUUUUAACUUGUCAAUGACAUUUGCAAGCUCUGCUUUUAUUUUAUAUCAAUUUUAUAUUGUUAGAUUUGCUA